Molecule: messenger RNA, 1430 nt
Organism: Silurus meridionalis
Lineage: Eukaryota; Metazoa; Chordata; Actinopteri; Siluriformes; Siluridae
Product: syntenin-1-like
Exons: 6
Coding region: 63-782 (239 amino acids)
Cellular component (GO): plasma membrane; cytoplasm
Molecular function (GO): protein binding
Source: RefSeq, a predicted model, not a curated record
UUGUCUUUACUUCUCUGAUUCUUUAAGGUCUUUACCCAAGCCUGGAGGAGCUAGGAGAGUACAUGGGACUCAAACUCACUAGUGAUGAGGUGCAGAAGAACUUGGCUCUUAUCCCAGCUGCCGAUAAUCAAGUUGCAGUGCCAUCAGAAAUCGGGGGCAUGGUACGCCCAGUGACGGGCAAUGAUGUGGGCAUCAGGAGAGCUGAAAUUCGCCCAGGCCUGAGGGAGGUCAUCCUCUGCAAAGACCAGGAUAGAAAGGUUGGCCUGCGGCUGAAAGAAAUUGACAAUGGUGUGUUCAUUCAAUUAGUGCAGGCGAAUUCACCUGCAUCUCUGGCUGGACUGCGUUUUGGAGACCAGGUGCUGCAGAUCAACGGCCAGAACUGUGCUGGCUGGAGCACAGACAAAGCGCACAAGGCGCUGAAGGCAGCAGCCGAACAGCGCAUUGAGCUCGUGGUCCGUGAUAGGCCCUUCCAGCGCACAAUCACCAUGCAUAAGGACAGCACUGGCCAUGUUGGUUUUAUAUUUAAGUCUGGCCGUAUCAAUUCUCUGGUGAAGGAUGGUUCUGCUGCCCGCAAUGGACUUCUCACUGAUCAUUACAUUUGUGAGAUCAAUGGCCAGAAUGUCAUUGGACUCAAGGAUCCUCAGAUUAAAGAUAUCCUGAACACAUCUCCCACCGCUAUGACCAUCACUAUCAUGCCUAAGGUUAUCUACGAGCAUAUGAUUAAGAGGAUGUCAAGUGGCCUGCUGAGGUCUUCAAUGGAUCAUUCGGUGCCUGAGGUUUAAUUCUUUCAAAACCCCUAGCAGAACAUCUGCAAUCUCCAUCAGGCCCUUCUAGCACAUGGCUGGUCUGUGUUAGAAUUAAUCCUUUCUUCAAUCAUUUUCAUGUAUAACAUCAGAAAUUUGUCUUUUUCUACUUUAGCUGUUCUUGUAUAUCUAUUUUUUUCUAUCUUCCUUGUUACAGUUGCAUUGUCUAAUUGUAUUUUAUAUGUAACAAUAAUAAUCCCUGAGUAUUAAUGACUUUGAGAUUCAUCUUUUAUCUUUUUUUUUUUUUUUUUUUUUAUACUUGCACCUUUCGAUUAGUUUGUAGGCAAUGAAAAAUAAGGACUAGGUUUGUACUUGGGCUUCCGAAGACAAAUAAGGAUUGCGGGCAUUGAUUUCCAAAAUAUGAAAAGUCACCCACUAUGCACAGGUUUAAUCAGUCCCCCUGGUUGAGAAAUUCAAAUUCACACCUAUGUGCCAAGAAGGACUUUCACUGCCACACUGUAAACAAGGUUCAUUUGAUAAGUCUUUGUUUUAAGAAAUAUAUAUUCAUUUUAGUUGUCUUUUUGAAAUGUAUAAAUCAUUGAUUACACUUUCUGCAGUUCUGUAAAUUCUAUGACAAUGUAUUCAAAUAUAGCCUCAACAUACUUGUAAUAAAAGUAUAUAAAUGAU